UUUCGAAUCAGUUUUAGAUUGUUCGUCUACGAGUAUAAACCUCUGAAAUUCCGUCCACACCUCUCUAUAAGGCUAUACAUUUCUGUAAUUAUCGUUUUUGGGAAUUAACAGAACGUCCAGUUUUUUGGUGAUAACCUCUACAGAACGUCUAAACCAAGCAAAUUGCAAAUCCUCAUUUCCAAACUACACCUUUUGAAGUGAAUUUUCACAAGAAGAAAUGGCGAAAAAUAAAUUGCAAGUUAAUUUCCCGGAAGACGUAAAAGAGUUGAGUAAAGGAACAACAGCAAAUCAUCAUAAUCAGCACCUGCACCUUUCUAUUAAUGACCCAUCUCCUGUGGCGAAUACAAAAGUGUACUGCCGCCGAUGGCUGAUGCUUUUCAUUUUCGUUUUGGUGUUCAUGACCAACGCCUUUCAGUGGAUUCAAUUUUCAAUCAUCAACAACUUGAUUAUGAAAUAUUAUGGAGUAGGAAGUCAAGCCGUUGAUUGGACAAGCUUGGUUUUUAUGGUAGUUUACAUUCCAUUCAUCAUUCCUGGAGCAUGGAUUAUGGACAGAAUGGGUUUGCGAGUCACCGUUCUACUGGGAGCCAUCGGGUCCACUACAGCAGCAUGGAUCAACGUUAUGGGCGUUGCACAGGAUCGCUUUUACGUGAUUCUCAUAGGUCAGACAAUCGCAUCUAUCGCUCAAGUUUUUGUGUUGGGAGUUUCUCCCAAUGUGGCGGCCGUUUGGUUUGGGGCAGAUCAAGUUUCGCUAGCAUGUUCUGUCGGGGUAUUUGGAAAUCAGAUAGGUGUGUCUCUUGGAUUUUUAAUCCCUCCGAUGAUGGUAAGAGACCACGAUAACUUGGAAGACAUUGGAACGGACUUGAAGCUUAUGCUUUACAUUGUAGCCGGAUAUUGCUCCGUGUUGCUCUUUACCGUCAUUUUUGUUUUCCAAGCCAAACCUCCUCUACCGCCAAGUGGGGCUCAAAGCCUUUCAUCCAAACAAUCGUCCGCUACUUUUUCGGAAUACUUUCAAUCGCUGAAAAACAUUAUAACCAAUAAGGGUUUCCUACUGCUUUUCACUUCCUAUGGGAUCAAUGUCGGCGCCUUUUACGCCAUGUCCACUUUGUUGAAUCAGACGGUUCUGCUUCACUUUCCGGGCGAGGAGAAAAAUUGUGGCCGAAUAGGGUUGACUAUUGUCGUGUGCGGUAUGUUUGGGUCCAUUCUUUUCGGAGCUAUCCUUGACAAAACCCAUAAAUUCAAGGAAACGACUUUGGUGACAUACUUCUUUGCCCUAGUUGGAAUGGUAACUUACACUUUCACUUUCCGACUUGAAUAUAUUCCCAUCACUUUUGUUGCGGCAGGAAUCGCUGGUUUUUUCAUGACGGGAUAUCUGCCCGUGGGAUUUGAAUUUGGCGCCGAAUUAACUUAUCCGGAACCCGAAGUCACUUCGGCGGGGUUGUUGAACGCCUCCGCCCAGGUUUUUGGCAUCACCUUCACACUUCUGGGAGGUUGGCUGUUGGGAACCUAUGGCUCCAUGGUGUGCAACUGUUUAUUAUCAAUGGCGCUGCUGGUUGGUUUCGCCAUGACUUUCCCCAUACGCCCGGAGCUUCGCAGACAAAAGGCCAAUCAAGAAUCCAUUUUCGCUAUCCUGGGUGGCGAAAAAGUCAAUCCUUUGCCAGUUUCUGCUUGAAAAUUGAAAUGCAGUAGUAUAUAGCUUUAUAAUUGUUACGGUAAAAAUAAAGAAAGUAAAAGCCGUUUAUUCAGGUCAGAUAUCGCUCUUCCGUAUAUGCAAUACACGCGCUGUGUUAAUCUAGUAAUUAAAAUUCGACUUACUACAUGUGCAAGGUGUUUAAAUAAAUCCCGUAUUUCAUAGUUCUGAAUUUAAAUGUUUGAAAAUGUGACGUGCUAAAAUAAUAACGCAGACAUGUUUUACAAUAAAUAUUUUAAAUAAAA
This is a messenger RNA of Daphnia pulex (common water flea), 1932 nucleotides long. Its product is annotated as feline leukemia virus subgroup C receptor-related protein 2-like. Gene Ontology annotation, biological process: transmembrane transport; heme export. Gene Ontology annotation, cellular component: membrane. NCBI's taxonomy places the organism in Eukaryota, Metazoa, Arthropoda, Branchiopoda, Diplostraca, Daphniidae. The transcript is spliced from 10 exons. The record is from RefSeq and is a predicted model, not a curated record. The coding region runs from base 218 to 1669 and encodes 483 amino acids. Gene Ontology annotation, molecular function: heme transmembrane transporter activity; heme binding.